Messenger RNA from Leptidea sinapis, 4877 nucleotides. RefSeq lists its product as uncharacterized. NCBI's taxonomy places the organism in Eukaryota, Metazoa, Arthropoda, Insecta, Lepidoptera, Pieridae. The transcript has 16 exons. The record is from RefSeq and is a predicted model, not a curated record. Bases 198 to 3434 code for a protein of 1078 amino acids.
GACGCGUCGUUGGUAACGCGCUUGUGGAAGUUUCAAAUAUAUAAAACCUUUUUGUGGAAUAGAUUAGUGAAUAAUUAAAUCAGUUUAAUAAACUCGGUGUUAGAUAUUGUGGAGAAUGAGUGUGACUAUUUGAUUUAGAUAAUAAGUUUAAGUGCAAAAUGUUGAGCUAAGGACUUUAUGUUUAUGAGUGCUUCAAGAUGUCGCUAGCGGAAGUGACGACGGCACGCUCACCGACGCCGGAAGCGUGUCCCGAGUGUGACACCGGCGCGUCUGUCACAUCGGACUUACACAAGUACCAGGUGGCAUGUACUUGCAAACCUUCUGCGCAAUACGCAUGCGCAGACGACCCCGGGCCUCCACCAUCAGCAAAAACUGACACACCACCAGCCUUGCCGCCUCGACCACCAACUAGUGUACUCGCCACCAACCGGAGGAAUAAUGCGACAGUCGGAUGCAAUAACAACGAGGCGACAUGCCGCCGCAAGAAGUACGCCUGGUGGUGUUGCGGCUGUGGAGCACUGGCUGCAGCUCUUGGAGGACUGCUGGCAGCACAGCAUAUACUACUCAGGGCCUAUACAGCGUCACCGCAGCAUCUGGAGACCGUGCCAGCAGCUGUUCCAGCUGCUAUGCUGGUGCUAACAGGUGUCUGUAUAAUGAGUUUGGCCCGAAGGAGGAACAGAUAUAGCUACAUGGUAAGAAAAAUCAAAGUGGUGGGAGCUUGUUGCCUGGUCUGCGCGCUGACGUGUGUUCUAGUUACCAUCACAACAACAGUAAUACAUAUGAACAAAUUGCAAACACUAAAGUUCUGUGAAUACACAAAGGCAACACGCACAUGUACCUGCUACUCCAUGCCGCCGGAGAAACAGCACAGCGUCAGUGAUGACGAGGGAGUGCGCUGUGUGUUUGAGGGUAUGCGUGACUGCGGGGUGGUGCACGGUGCCUUGUACUGGUGCCUUCGGGGUGUCUUCGCACUGUCGGUCACUGCUGUCCUCGUCUGCAUUUUCAGCUGUAUGCUCGCCUACCAGCUUCUAAGUCAUGAAAGAAAGAAAAUGUAUUGGGAGCAGUUAGAGCUGCGCUGUAGGUCAUUAUACCGACCACCAAGUGGAGCUCCAGCACCAUCUGGGAGACCUGUUCAGAAUUCCUGCAGUUGCUGUGCACAGUGCCACACAGCACAGCCUGGCUGGGACUUCAGUCUGCAGCACAGAUUCUGGGCACCGGGUCGCAUAGGCAACCUGUAUUCCCCCAAUCCAGGGUCUGGUAGGAAGACUUCUCCGUGGAGCUGGUUUCCGUGGCCUCGAGGAAAUACUCAGGCGCCUCGAUGCAGAGUUGAGGGCGCCCCACAGUCAGGCGACAGUGCAUACGGCUUCUGCGAGACAGAACAAAAUCAACAAUACGACGAACGGAGCUACCCAACCUUCAAUCAGUUCCAACGCAGCCAAUCCGGGAACUUUGGCCAGAUGGCUCCGGGACAGAUGCAGAGUGCGGGCAACUUCCCGCAAGGCUUCGGUCAAUACCAGGAAGGGUUUGGGGAGGCUAGCGGUAGUUUCGAUGCGCAGACUGGCGUUUGGGGACCUCCGCCACCAUAUAGUCCUCAAGGAAGAAGUGGCAGUCGACAUCAACUCCAUCAAGAUCCAGCCGCGACCACCCUUCUUCAUCAUCAUCACAUCGACGUACACAACACACAAACAAACACACAAACGCACACCUGUCGAAACUCAUUCAUACACAACGUACCGCACGACAUUAGCCGCCUCAAUCCGGACUUGCUGCGGCUUAAUCCAGACUUAAUGAGAAUUAACCCCGAGUUGAUGAGAAUUAACCCUGACUUAAUGAGGGUUAACCCGGAAUUAAUGAGAAUGAAUCCAGAGUUAAUGAGGAUGAACCCAGACUUAAUGCGACUUAAUCCAGAUAUGAGAUUGAACCAGGAAAUGCAGAUGUAUCCUCAAGAAUUGGCAGAAGGGGAGAGGUUUAACACUUUGCGGGGACAUUUGGUUCCUUAUAGGAAUUGCCAGAGAUUGGGCGUCAGUGUUGCCAGCCUUCAUGACUGUAGAAUGGACGAUGCCGUAGAAUGUGUACAUCAGAAGAAUAAAGAACAUCAUGAAGGACAUCAUGACUGUCAGAAACAAGGCAAAGAGAACUUGGCGUUUCAAAAUGACAAAAAUCCUCCUAUGGGGUCCUCACUGCAGGAUUGUCAUCGCGGGGCAAACCAGAACACAGAAUCUGAGGUUUACUUUGCUGACGUCUCUAGUUGCUGUAAUGCGGAUUGCUGUGUUAAUCCAAAUAUUUCAGCUCUAGUCGGCACAAUAGAGAAUCAUCCAGAAUCAACUUCAGAGUCCGAGACUGGCUCGUUUACUCUCACCAGGCAGCAAAGACCUCAGCCACAAGUCGGCUCCAAACGGAGAUCUAGACAAGCGGACAAAAAGGCACGGCAUGAUCAUUCAAUCAGAUUAAUAGAGCAACAGAUCGAAAAUUUAAAUAAUUCUAUUCGGAUGACUGAACGAGUUGAAAGAAUCGAUUCACGAGAUCGAUUGAAUGUUAGGCGAGAUGACGAAAGGAUUGAUAAUCCAAGAAUAGAACGCAUUGAUGAUUCAAGGAAUCGCUUGAAUGAAAGUUCUAGAUCAGAUCGUUUAAAUGAAUCCAGGAUUGAACGAAUUAAUGAUCCAAGAUUCGAUGAUUCAAGAAUAGAACGUAUGAGUGAACGCUCCGAUCGCUUUAACGAUUCACGGAUAUUUGAAACCUCCAGAAUUGAACGAAAUAACGAUGCGAGACUUGACGAUCCUAGAAUAGAACGUUUAAGUCAGCGAUCUGACCGGUUUAAUGAUUCUAAGGCUUUAGAAAGUUCUAGAAUUGAACGAAUGAAUGAUCCUCGUCUUGAUGAUUCAAGAAUAGAACGUUUAAGCGAUCGAUCAGAACGUUUUAAUGAUUCCAGAAUGCUAGAAUGCUCUAGAAUUGAACGGAUCAAGGAUCCUAGAUACAGUAGCGGUGAUAGAAAUGAACGCACUGAACGAAUGAAUGAAGGUAGAAUAAAUGAAAACAAGGAUCGUGUCAAUAGGGAACGAAUGAGCGACAGAUUUGAAGACCGACGAAUUUCAGACUUAAAUUCAAGCAUUCGUAUUGAAAGCAGCCCAAAAACACGCCCUCAAAUAAGUCCGCUAAGAAUGUCAAGGCGUGAUAGCCCUCAGAAUUCUAAACAUGAAACGACAAUUUCACCCUUAUCACCAAAUACAGAAGAAUCAUUAUUGUCUGAUGACGACGCCCGUGAGAUUUAUACAAAUGAAAGCGAGGCUAAAUGUUUAGGACCUGACUCUCAGUAUGAGCCGGUGAGAGAGAAAAAAGAGGAAGUAUUAAAAAUGAACCAUCACCAUUGUUAUAGUGAUACCAACACUAUGGACUCUGGUUGGCAAAGUGGCUCCGAAAAACAAGUUACUGACUAGUAUUACCACGAAGAAUGGACUCCCAAAUAUCUAAUGAUCUAUAUAAUUAUUUAUAGAUCUAUAUAAAUGAAGACAAAUAAUUCAAUUUUGCCUUACUGUAGUCGUAGAAACGGAGAUUUUUAUAUGCAUUAGUAAUCACACGCAUGGGAUUUUUAUAGUACAAAGUCCAAAUGGUUCGAAUGAUUAUCGUAUAUUACACAUCAGACAGUUCCGAUCGAUAUCCUAUCGCUCGGAAAGAAGAACUAAUAAAAUAGGUCUCUAUGAUCGGAGCUAUUCAAGUUAAAAUAUUUUUAUUCAAAAUAGAAUUUAUAAUCACUUAUUGAACGUCAAGAAAUAAAACCCAUUCGAAACAGCAUGUCACAGAUUUGAGAAGAAAUGUUUCUGUGAUAUAAAAUAAUAUGUGGGCCAAUCAGAAUACUCGUUCGUAUCAACUUAACACUCUCUGAUUGGUUGUAAAUGACUCGUUGACGACGCGAGGCUGCUUCAUACCACAGAUUAUAUUUUCAUUUACGUAAGCGUAGAAACUCCACAUAAUAGAAGUUUUGGCGUAAAAGGCUAUGGGAGCGACGAGUGAACGAAAUCACCUUUCGUUUGCCGCUGUUUGCACAAAGCAUAUUGAUUGCGCCAGUAUAUAAAUUAGGGCUAUAUAAAAUGAAAUUUUACACAAUAUUCGGAUACUUUUAUGUUAUUAAGCAUUCAGUGGGUCUAUCCUCUUAAAAAAAGAGAAAUAUAUUUUAAGAAAAUGUCAAACGAAUUAGAAAUAUUUGUUGUUUGAAAUUGGAUUUGAGAGUGCCGUCUUCACAUUGUGAGGCAUUGUUGUAUCAUAUUUUAUACUAUUAAUUUAAUAUUUUUAAUAUUACCUGCAAGCAAUACUACUUAUUGCUGAGAUUUUCUUCAUUUUCUUGUUGAUCUUGUUUAAAGUUUUAAAGCAAGGUAUUAAACAUCUUUUAAAACAAUUUAGAAGCUUUUAAUAAAGUAAGGAAAAUCGUGUUCACUAUUAUCGAUUUUAUAGUUAAUAGUUAUAAAUAAUGUAAAAAAGUUUUUUUGAAUGAGUAGAAUAUGGUAGGUUAGUUGAUAAUUUUGUCGAUUAAUUAUCCUACUCCAAUUUUAAAAUAAAUCGAGUAAGUAAAUAUUAUAUUUCUGGCAACCCGGAAGUGAUCAUGAAAGUGAUGCAGCGAUUUUUGCUCUACAUAAAAAUACACUAAUAAUAAUACUACUUUAUUUUUUUACAUUUUCAACUAUUUCAUGUUAUCUCGGUUAAAUUUGAGUAUCAUUGGAUUUAUCAUGUACUUGCGCAAGUAUGUUAAAAACGCAUUUGAAUUGAUCACUGAUGACACUAUCGGCUUACCUGUGCGGUCAUAAUACCACCACGAGCGUAAUGACCAACAUAGCACAGUACUCUUAUAAUGUAUUAUUCAUCAUUCUCAUUGACGAAUAAAGAAA